Molecule: messenger RNA, 2481 nt
Organism: Penicillium diatomitis
Lineage: Eukaryota; Fungi; Ascomycota; Eurotiomycetes; Eurotiales; Aspergillaceae
Exons: 1
Coding region: 1-2481 (826 amino acids)
Source: RefSeq, a predicted model, not a curated record
AUGCGACCGGCUCUUCUUCGACUCCUGAAGAGGCCGUCCGCCGUCUCGGUCCUCGAUACUCUUGCAGCAACGCCAACUGGAAUUGAGCAAUUGCGGUCAACAUACACGCAGCUGCGUCAUCAGUCGCGAUGCGCCCAACAGAAUGAACUGGAGGACCACGGAGACACUCUAUGCCCUGUGCAGGAAGCACGUUCGUUACAGCAGACUGGUGACGGCCAAAAAUUCAAUUUCAAUGUUUACGAGAUCGAGACUGUCGAGUCCGAACCAGUGAGAGACGUCGUGACAGGAAAACGCGCCGACUCAGCAUCAAAAUCGCCCGUUGACUUUUUACGGAUGCAGUCGGACUUUUUGGAAUUUGAGUCCGACAUCGGUCACUGCAACGAUAUAGGAUCGCGCUUGGUGGAUCAGGAUGAACACAAGAACAAUUUUGAGCUCUGGGAGGAGCUUCUUAAAUUCAGGCAGCGACACUACGGCGACAGGGGUACUCAAGAUAUCUGGGAAGGACUGAGGGCACGCGUUACGGGUGUGCAACUACCAGUCUCAGGCGUACGGGCCGACCUCUUUUGGCUGACAUUUACUCGUCUGGGCGUACGACGCGACCUGUUUCUUCAAGACGUGAUGGAUUACGCGAUCGAAAUUUACAAGAAGGAUGGCUCUUCCUGGCCUCAUCUCUAUCACAACGUUGUGGGUGGUCUCCUUCAUAGAGGGCUUACGAAGCGGGCCUUGCGAUGGAACAAGAUCUUUCAAACCUCCGGUCUGGCCCGCCCGGAUGAUGUGCUACAACUACUUCUGCCAGUCAUUCAGCCUCACUCGCUGGUGGAAAAUGCUCAAAGUUGGUACCGGGUCAAAGUUGACAGACCAUCCUUACUGCUCCGCACUUUUCGACUGCUGUGCCGAGCAGCUGUCGGACACAAAAUCUACGGGCGAGUUAUCGCAACGUUGAUCCAGCACGGCUAUGGCGAGGGGGCUAUAUCUAUUCAUCCAUUCUUGAUUGCGCGAGGAGAUGAACCCAAGACACGCAGCGAGAUUCAGCCUCUGUUAGAUUAUGCUCGAAUGUACGGGUUCUGGGACGAAAACAAGAAACUUCAGUCUUAUGCGCAGAACCGCUUCGAUAUUACGUCUACAGCUCCGUCAGAAUCCUCGGCCGGGGAGACCAGUGCUAGUGCUUCAGAAAGCAAGCCGUUCAAAGAUGACAUAGGCGCCAGGUUGCUUGCUACUCGGGCGCUGAAUUUUGACGUCGUCCUGGGCGGUAUGAAGAUGCUCGGUGUGUCUGCCAUUGGUUCAAGAAGCUUGCGCGAGUUGGCAUUAAGAGCCCAUGGAAGUCAAGAUGUCUUGGACAAGAUCAAGGCCCUUCGGCAGGCAGGGAUAUCUCUUCGGGACUCUGUGUUCGCUCGCUUGGUGCAAAAGCUUGCAUCGCAAAGCCGUGACAUCCUCCUCUCCGACUUGCUUCACAGUGACCAACAUCCGGAUGCGCUGGAGGACAAGGCAGUCCAGGAGUCGCUGCUUGUCUCCUACUACAUGGCUCGUGAUAUGCACCAGUACAACUUGGCGCUAGCCGUUCUCGCGGAGCUGUAUCCCCAUGAUCCUGACUUGUUGGACAUCCACUUUCGAAAACACAUUGCAGCAGGGGACUGGGGAGCUGCGUCCAAGAUCGUUGAUGAUUUGACAUUGCGGAAAAGGUCUUUGAGUGCGGACAGCCUGGACUUCAUGGCUGAAAAAGUAUUGACACCCCGACGACCCAACCACCGGCCGCACGCCCCGUCUGGGCAACCGCUUGAUACGAAGCGUGAGGUCAUGUUCGUUUUCCACGUACUGCAGCGCUCGGUACAGCUUUGUGGGUAUGUCAACCCGUCUUUCUGGAAAGAAUUACUCAAACGGCUCGGCAUGGAGAACCAUUGGGAUGAGCUCCGAGAAUGCACGCUGUGGCUCGUCCGUCAAUAUGGAACCGAGAAUAGGAAGCUCGUGACUGCAACGGCAGCGGCCCAUUCCAUGUCACACGACCAUCGCAUGCUCAAGCUCAUCUUUACUCCUCCCAUGCAAGCUGCUCUUGUGGCAUGGGGUUUUUUAGUCCCUGUGUCCACCGCGAACGUGUACAAUGCGAUCUGUUUCCACCCCAAGAGCCAGGAGCCUCUGAUUCAAUGGGUUCGAGGGAUUCUACUGUUACGGGAAUUGGAGGAGAUCGGUCUGACUCUUCACAAGCGGGUCAUUGUCGGUGCCACUCGUCACCGGCUAGCCACCCUCUACGGAAAAUUCCAGCUCUCUCACUCUCGAACAAAUCGAGUGCUACGGAAGCAGAACCCCUAUCGAUGGCAGCGCGUAGCGGAAGAAUGCCUCCGUGCCUGGGGAGAUCCUUCUUUCUUUGGCGGCUUAGAGCGAAUUGACCCUGUCAAGCUGAUGAAUCCUGGACGAACCCCGUCGUCGUUGAAACGUUCCGCUCAGAUCAUUUGGCCGAGAAAGCGAGCAAGACGACCUGUCGAGUGA